Messenger RNA from Saxophila tyrrhenica, 1539 nucleotides. RefSeq lists its product as uncharacterized. Gene Ontology annotation, biological process: carbohydrate transport; transmembrane transport. The transcript has 8 exons. Gene Ontology annotation, molecular function: carbohydrate:proton symporter activity. The record is from RefSeq and is a predicted model, not a curated record. The coding region runs from base 1 to 1539 and encodes 512 amino acids. Gene Ontology annotation, cellular component: membrane. NCBI's taxonomy places the organism in Eukaryota, Fungi, Ascomycota, Dothideomycetes, Mycosphaerellales, Extremaceae.
AUGGAGAAGACAAACGACUCGGCCGCUGCGGCAAUGGAGCCAUCCCGGACGCACGACGACAAUGACCGUAAAGUCGAACACACGAACAACAACAAGGUCGAAGCAGCUGAAGCCCAAGUCGCUACAGCCAAGGAGCAUGGCUUAACGCUCACGCAAGCCCUCAAGGCUUACCCAAAGGCUAUCGGAUGGAGUAUCCUUCUCUCGUCCGCCGUCGUGAUGGAAGGCUACGACACUAUACUUAUUGGCUCUUAUUUUGGAUUUCCAUCGUUCAACAACACCUUCGGGAAUCAGGUCGUCAACGGAGAACCGUCCAUCACUGCACCGUGGCAAAGUGCCGUUGGCAAUGGCGCUUACAUCGGAGAGAUCUUGGGCCUUCAAUUGACCGGUUACUUCGUGGAAUGGUACGGCAACAAGAAAGUCAUGGCGGGCGCAACGGUGUUGAUGAUUGCAUUUAUCUUUAUCUCGUUCUUUGGAGAGACUCUGCCACUGCAACUGGUCGGUCAGAUUUUGUGUGGUAUCGUCAUCGGCCAGUUCAUCGCUUCUGGAGUUCUGGUUGGCGUCCAGAACCGGACCGAUGAAUGGGGUUGGAAAAUACCGUUCGCAAUCCAGUGGGUCUGGCCACUGCCAAUCAUCGCAGUCUGCCUCCUGUGUCCCGAAUCGCCAACUUGGCUCGUCUCGCACGACCGCACAGAAGACGCUGUCAAAGCCGUCGGUCGCCUCCAGUCUCCCAACACCGGUGUGGAUCUUCCCACUCCCCACGAGACGGUUGCCAUGCUCUCGCAGACCGAUGCCAUCGAAAGGCGUUUGACGUCAGGCGCGGGAUAUCUCGAGUGCUUCAAGGGCACCAACCUCCGUCGUACAGAGGUCGCCGUCGGCACCUGGGUCACGCAGCAGAUGUGUGGUCCCGUCUUGCAAACCUACGCCAUCGUCUUCUUCCAACAAGCUGGCAUGACCUCGGAGGAGUCCUUCGACAUGGGACUUGGCCUCUACGCGAUUGCUUUUGUUGGGACACUGCUCUCGUGGCCGAUGAUCAAGCAGUUCGGUCGGCGACCCAUCUUCCUCACAGGCCUAAGCUGUGCUUUUGUCACUCUAAUGAUAGUCGGCUUUCUAUCUCUGGGCGAUACGUCGAACAACACCAGCCUUCAAUGGGCCAUUGGUGCAAUGUUGCUGGUCUACACCUUCAUCUAUGACAGCACCAUCGGACCUCUCACAUAUGUCAUCGUCCCGGAAGCGCCGUCCUCCCGUCUCCGACACAAGACGACUGUCCUGGCCCGUAAUGCAUACAACAUCACGUGUAUCUGGACCGGUGUCAUUACUCCAUAUAUGCUUAAUGAGACCGCAUGGAACUGGAGUGCCAAAUCCGGCUUCUUCUGGGCUGGAAGCACCGCCAUCUGUCUGACCUGGGCAUUCUUCCGUUUGCCCGAAUCGAAGAAUGCCACGUUCGCCGAACUCGACCUGCUAUACGAGCGUGGAGUGUCUGCACGCAAGUUCAACAAGGAAAGAGAGGCUAUCAUCGCCGAGGACAUGGACUACCACUGA